Messenger RNA from Lolium perenne, 607 nucleotides. NCBI's taxonomy places the organism in Eukaryota, Viridiplantae, Streptophyta, Magnoliopsida, Poales, Poaceae. The record is from RefSeq and is a predicted model, not a curated record.
CCUCGAGGAGGAUGAGGGGCUGGGGGGUAUGCCGCAGGAGCUAGACCCGACCCUAGUUUGGUCUCCGCCGGUGGAGGAGGUGUACGUUGCAGCCGAGGAGAGGCUGGAACCACGGGACAAGAAGCCGUAUAGGCGCGGGAUUCCGAAACUCCCCAAGCUAAAAACUUGGGCCUUCCGCGAUGUUGUUCUCGUGCCCGCUGGAAAGAGCAUGUUCAAGUAUGGCGACCCGAGGAGGAAGCCGACACGUGAGUACCCGAACAUCCUUGGAGGCAUAAUUAGGAAGCAUUUCCCUGGGAUUGUCAAUCUCCCUACCGGUGGCCGCGACGUGGCUUGGACUUGGAAGCACUACAGCUACGCGGAAGAUCCUAGCGGCAAGUACGAAAACAUGCAAGAGCGGGUUGUCCGCCACUUCGGGGUGAGGGUGACCGGCAUGCACUACGAGGCACGUGUCCAGUGCGUCCGCGAUCGGCACGCCGAGCGCAAAGUUUGGAUGAGUAAGGCUGAUUGUCGGGAUACGCUCAUGGCACCAUGGCGGUACCUGCAGAUCCCCGCGCUCGAUCCGGUUGUGAUGGCGCUCCUCCAGCAAGCGCCAAGUCGAGCCCGCUGA